Molecule: messenger RNA, 1325 nt
Organism: Halichondria panicea
Lineage: Eukaryota; Metazoa; Porifera; Demospongiae; Suberitida; Halichondriidae
Exons: 5
Coding region: 1-1158 (385 amino acids)
Source: RefSeq, a predicted model, not a curated record
AUGACCGUGUGCAGGCCAAGUGCAGUACUGAUCAUCUUCAUUUCAAUGAUAAGUGAAGAGGUGUACUCAUCAUCAGUGUCUCUGACUGUUGAGGGAGGAAUGAGUCUGGUUGGUGAAUACUGUCCUGGAACUGUCAGACUGUUCUGUGAGGGAGUGGACCUCACACAUGUGAAUGAGACAAGAAAUAUCUCAAUUUUGACCUCCGCAUCUGUUGAACUUGUUCGAGUGUCACAAGAUAGAAUUUCUAAAGUUUUUGCGAAUUUCUCAUCAAUUCUUACUUUAGAACUUUCUCAAACAGCCAUUGAGAUACAUAAUAUUAUGAGGAUCAGCUGUGGUGACGCAGAAACCAACAAUAACACCUUGGUGAACAUCUCAAUAGUAAAAGAAACACUGCCCGAUGUCUCUAACUUCAGUGCUGAAUGUUCGCAAUAUCAGGAGGAGAUGUUUUACAAUAUUUCCCUUCUCUAUGACAAUACAAGCUAUAGCAAAAGUGUGAGCAGUAGUGUAUGUACACCAACUUGCUUUGUCCCCUUUGAAGUCUCGGUGACUGGAAAUGACAGGAUCUAUGUUGUCACCCUUCAAGCUAGAAACAGCAUAGGGACUAGUAAUAUCACUACAUACAGCGGUAUCAUACCAGCUGGUGCUAUUAUGUGUGAUACACCUUCUACUCCUAUCAACGGGAGCCUUAGUAUUUUAUCUGCUGAAUCUGGUUUCACGGAAGGAUCAGAAAUUGUGCUCCAAUGUGAUGAUGGUCUACUUCCCAGUCACCCAAGAACAGCAACUUGUGUUAAAGUUUCAGGAAGAGGAGAGUGGGUGCCAAAUCCUGCUGACCUGCAUUGCAAAGCACCCAUUACUAACAAAUCAGUUCACAUCAAUACGUCUUGUGUAUCAGAGAAAGAUGGCUACUCUUUAUCAAAUGCUGAGAUUACUGGAAUGAGCACAGGCAUAACAUUCUUAAUGGCAACACUCCUUGGAUUCCUCACUGGACUCGUAGUGAUGCACUUUUGCUCUCGUAAGAAGGCAGUGUACUCCUCGGCAGCUGAAGGACAAGCUAACGUAGGACCCAUUGCAUUAACUGGUCCUGUUUAUGAGGAGGUGUUGCCUAAAGAAGAGAUUGAACUGAACACUAACCAAGCUUAUGGACCAGUAAGAGUGUGAAAAACACGACUGUGUUAGUAAAUUUCCAGCCAAUAUUAUUGUGGUAUAUUUGACGAGUCAGAUAGUAUUCCCUCCACUGGUGUGAUGAGCUGAAUUGAUCAUUAUCUCAAUCAUCUGUUUACAGUGCAAUCACAUACACUGAAACUAAUUGUUGUCACCAAUUACGA